Messenger RNA from Stegastes partitus (bicolor damselfish), 1379 nucleotides. RefSeq names its product regulator of G-protein signaling 21-like. Lineage: Eukaryota; Metazoa; Chordata; Actinopteri; Pomacentridae. The record is from RefSeq and is a predicted model, not a curated record. The coding region runs from base 145 to 552 and encodes 135 amino acids. The transcript is spliced from 5 exons.
GGUUGAACACAUAUUUCCACAACAAGGAAACAUACUGCAGUCUUUUUGGCAACAGAAAACACAUGUCAAAGGGGACUCCCAUCCAGAGGACAACACUGACUGAUCUGGUAUCUGGGAUUCAAUUAAGAACCAAUAUCAGCUAAGAUGGCUCCUGUUAAUGAUGUCAUGGCAUGGGCAGAGUCAUUCGACCAUCUAUUGGAGUGCAAAACAGGCCAGCUGGUGUUCGAGGACUUCCUGAGGACGCAAUACAGUGAGGAGAACCUUCUAUUUUGGCUGGCCUGCGAAGACUAUAAAAAAACUACCAGUGUGACAGAAAUGACGGUUGCUGCCAAAAGGAUUUACGCCGAGUUUGUCCAAGUCGAUGCGCCUCGACAGAUAAACAUUGACUGUGUGACGAGAGAAGAAAUCAGUGAAAAUAUCUCUCAACCGGGACCAAAUUGCUUCGACAGGGCACAGAAACUGAUAUAUGGUCUGAUGGAAAACGAUUGUUAUCCACGAUUUCUGAAAUCAGAAAUCUACCAAGCUCACCUGGAACAGGCUGAACAGCAAUGAAAGCAACGUGGAGAAAUAACUCGUCCGAUGCCUCUCUGAAUGAUUGAUUCAGCACUUCAGAAGACUCUGCUCAGAAUCUCAGUUUAAACAAAAAGGCCUGUCAGGGGAAAUGAAACUAAAAGGCGAUAUGGAGCUGUUGGUAUGGGGAUCUAAAAGCCAAAUAUCAUCUAAAUAAUGUAUUAAGACCUUUUGAAACCAGUUUUUGUUUGGAUUGCUUUUUAUUGCAUAAACCCCUGUAACUCAGAAAAGUUUAAUAUCAUGUUUUGACAGGUUGACAUUUUUGUUUGUCUUUGUGUACACAAAUUAGUACAUACCCUUUAAAUGCUUGGAAUACUUUGUUUCUUAAGAGUUCAUUUUUAGAACGAUACAGUAUGCAACAGAAUUGAGUACACUCCUGUGUAAUAUCAGUUAAAUGUCCAAUGCAAGGAAACUGAAUCACCUUACAAAUCCUGCAUUACUUCUAAGAUGAACAGUAGUAUAUUUGCUCUUAUGUAAAAAUAAAUCUAAUAGUUUAGCUCUACCAUGUAAAAAAAAAAAAAGUACAGGCUUCACAGUAGGAACUCCAGUCAGCAAAAGUCAGUACACCUUUUAUUACUAAGGUAAACAAUAGGUUGUGUGUCCAUUUUCAUUUUUGAUGACACAUUCAAUCCUCUUUGGACGAUACCAGUGUGCUGCACAGAUCUUUAGAGGAAUGCAUGCUUCACAUAACAUUUUUUACACAUUCUUUGCAGGGUUAAGGGGUUGUGUUGCCCUACCUUUGUCUUUAAAAUACCCCAAAAGUGUUACGAGGUCAUACUUUUCUUGUUUUUCUUUUGGCAGUGCAUUGU